AUGUCAAAUUUCACAGACAGGACGGACAAGUACCCGAACCUGAGUCGUCCGUUCAGAUCAAUGAGGCCGGAAUAUGAUGUCGUGGUAAUAGGAUCUGGCUAUGGUGCUGGAGUAGCGGCAAGUCGAAUGGCCCGAGCAGGGAAGAGCGUCGCAGUGCUAGAGCUUGGCUGGGAAAGAAGAUCCGGUUCAUUUCCACAAACGUUCUCUCAAUGUCUGAAGAACACGAGCAUCUCGGGGAGUUCUGUAAAGGGCUCCUUCAUUUCAAAGUGGCUGUCGCCUGGAGACCCCACGCGGCUUUUCCAAGUAUUCUUAGGCGAUGGACAGCAUUCGUUUGCUGCUCAUGGACUUGGAGGAUCUUCAUUGAUCAAUGCCGGGGUUUUCCUGAAAGCGGAUAGGAGAACAUUGCAGAUGAGUCCAUGGCCGUCAGAGAUCAGGGACCAGCCAUCUGCGCUCGACGAACACUACGCACGCGCCGAAACAAUGCUACAGCCUUCCACAUACCCGGAUGAUUUAAGCCCAAACAAACUCAAGCAUCUCCAAGAAGAGUUGAGAUGGCUAGGAAAGAGGAAUAAUUUCUAUCGAGUACCGUUGACUAUAUUUUUCCACAAUGGCUGCAACAAUGCAGGUGUCCCUAUGCAGGCAAACAGACAAUCAGGCCAUGAGUGCACUGGUCUCAACGAUGGGUCAAAGAACUCGGUGGCGACAACAUAUCUUGCAGAUGCCUGGAAUUGGGGAGCUGAGAUAUUCUGCGGAUGCGAAGUUCGAUUUGUAGAAAAUAUGGACGGAGGAGGCUACACUAUACACUUUGCUUGGCAUGGAAGUGGGAGGUCGGUGUUUGCGGAUCAUUUCAAGGAACAACUCUUUUGGGUCAAAGCAAAGGAGUUCUGUUUUCUUGGGGCUGGCGCUCUAGGAACUACUGAAGUCUUGCUUCGGUCAAAGCAGCACGGCCUCCAUAUGUCACCGCUUGUUGGAAGGAAUCUCUCUGGAAAUGGGGACUUUUUGAUAUUUGGUUACAACGGAUAUGCUAAUAUCAACGGGAUCGCCGGUGAAUCCUCGCGUGCUCCCCCUGGAACAACAGUCACUGCUGUUAUUGAUAACCGAGUCGUUGAUCCUCUGGACAAUCCUCUUUCUGGAUAUGUUAUCCAAGAUGGUUGCAUUCCUGCGAUGUUCAACCCGGUAAUCCAAAUCAUGCUCACCCUGCAAACUAUGAAGAGCCAGGCGCUGUGUUGUCUUUGGAACCCUCGCCAAGAAGCUAAGAAGACCCUUGCCUCUCUCAAGUCUCUGCUAUUCGGUCCGUAUGCAUACAAUGGAGCUCUUCAGCGGACUUCAACUUAUCUGGUGAUGUCUCAUGACAGCAACGAGAUAACUUUGAUCUUGAAGGAUGAUCGAUUGUACCUCCGGGGACCGGGAGAAGGGCGAUCUGAGCAUUUCAAAUGGAUAAAGAACCUUUUCAAUGAGAGUUUUGCUCGCACAGGCUCAAGGAUGGGGUUUUCCUAUUUUUACGGUCGUCACCAGGAGGAAACCACAGUCCAUCUCCUUGGAGGAGCCAACAUGAGCAACGAUGGAACAGGGCAUGGGGGUGUGACAAAUCAUCUAGGAGAGGUUUUCAGUGGCUCUAAUGGUGAAGUAUACAAAGGCCUCGUGUGCUGUGAUGCAUCUAUCAUCCCGACAGCCCUGGGCGUGAACCCACUCGGCACAAUAUCAGCCCUCUCCGAGCGAUCCGUCAGUUUGAUUACCGAGAGAUCUGGAUUAUCAAUUGAUAUUGAGACUGAAAAUCAGACUUUAAACGCCUACUGCAAGCCUAGUAUAUCGUGCGAUUUCCAAGACCAUCAAGACAGUACCGAGAAAACAUCGCAGUCGAUAGGAUGGAAAUUCACAGAGACUAUGCAUGGGCACAUCAGCAUGCGGUCGGAUAACGGAAGUUUUGCGCUUUCUGAGAGGGUAGGAAAAGGCUCAUCUUGCGCGAUGCGGAUGUUUCUUACGAUCGAAAUCUGCCGAGAUUCACAAUACCAAGGAAUAUGCACCGGGACGAUUUCUUGUUACGCAUUAUCUAGAGCCACGCUCAAGAUUGUCGAAGGAACGGUAGACUUUUUCACGCCAAUAGAGGAGAAUGCCGAAUCAUCAGCUAUAUCAUAUCACCUGAAGCUGCUAUCGGUAGAGGGCAUAGAGUACCGCCUGAAAGGCCACAAGCUGAUCAACACAAACAUAGCCUUUUCCGCCAGAAAGACCUGGGAAGCGACAACUACGGUGAAUGUCAAUAUCACUCGACUGGACGGGACAACUAUUGGAGCAGGGGCCCUUCAUAUCUCAUUGCUAGACUUCCAAAAGCAGAUGCGGACAUUUCGGACGACAAAAGACUUCCAGAUCAGUCUUAUCUUGGCCUUGGUGUGGUUUUUGGUUUCUUUUAUUUACCACAUCAGUUUGUUCUUCGUUCGCCCUUUCGUCCGCAUGCGCUUCCCUCAGAUCUCAACUAAAGGCACCGAUGUAAAACAACCACCUUCUACCUCGUGCAAUGUCACCGCAAGCGAUGGCGUACAGAUACAUCUUGAUAUAUAUGACCCACUCCCCGCACAAAAGACAGACGAGCCAGGACCUAACUGCAAUCUUGCACCAGUCCUACUUCUACCCGGAGUCACUGGGAUCGGCGCGAUGCACAAUUUGUAUUCACUGCCAUUUUUGCGCUGCAACAUGGUUGAGUAUCUCACACAGCGUGGACACCGAUGCUACGCACUCACCCCUCGCUGGGGCUGUGAUCCCGCGGUUGCGCAGAAAAGCACAGUCUUCGACUGCCGUCUUGACGUUGCUGCUGCAAUAGCAUAUAUUCGCGACAAAGAGCGACAGAAGCCCUAUGUGGUAGCCCAUUGCCAAGGCUCGGUGGCUCUCUGCAUGGGCCUGCUGGAUGGAACCAUCCAAAGUAGCCAACUUCUCGGCGUUACUGCCAACUCAGUCUUCAUGAAUCAGGUCUUUGGGUACUGGAACUCCCUCAAGGGGAGAACGACUCUGCUGAUCCAGUUCUACGAAUUACUGGCUGGGAAUUACUUCCCGAUUGUCAGCAGUGCUAAGAGUGUUCUUCUCCAACGAUUACUCGAUACGCUCCUUCGUCUCUAUCCUGUUGGACACACGCGGGACAUCUGCACAUCUACAGCGUGUCACCGGACAUCUUUUGCUUUUGGGCUACUAUGGAAUCACGAGAACCUUGAUAUGAGUCUGCAUGACAAUGUUCACCAAUUUUUCGCGGGGACACAUACGAAGCUUAUGAAACACGUGGUUCGCAUGGGAACUCGGGGGAUUUGCAUGGAUAAUGAUUCAUGUCCUCUUCUGACAGAUGAGAAUUUGCAGCGACUGCAAGGGUUGCCGAUUCUCUUUGUCUCGGGUACGGAGAACCAAGUUUUCAGUCCUGAGUCUACGCUCAAGGACUACGAGUUGCUGCGACGUCGAUUCGGCGAGAGACUGUAUCGCAGGUUCCUAGUCGAGGGGUAUGGGCAUCUUGAUCCUAUUGUAGGAAAGGAUGCGGCCGAGGAUGUAUAUUGGAGGAUCUUUGCGCAUUUGAGAUGGUGCACCAAAGAGGCGGAAAGUACGAAUUUGAGAGCCAAGUAA
Messenger RNA from Penicillium roqueforti, 3597 nucleotides. RefSeq names its product CAZyme family AA3. The transcript is spliced from 9 exons. The record is from RefSeq and is a predicted model, not a curated record. Bases 1 to 3597 code for a protein of 1198 amino acids. Gene Ontology annotation, molecular function: oxidoreductase activity, acting on CH-OH group of donors; flavin adenine dinucleotide binding. NCBI's taxonomy places the organism in Eukaryota, Fungi, Ascomycota, Eurotiomycetes, Eurotiales, Aspergillaceae.